UCUUUAUUAUUUUUGUUCAGCCUGCUGCACUUGGGAAGGCAAAAGGUGACUUUGACUGUAAAAUGGCUAACUUUUGUUGGACCAUGUGUGUGUCUGAGGAGCAGUAAUCUAGCUAGCCAUCCAUGACUAAACAAGAAGACUUGGAUGCUUGUAUUUUAGUUUUCACUAUCUGAAGGACAAUAAACUGUUCUUUCAUAGGAAGUAGCCUAUCUGAACUGCUUUACCAACAGAAAGCGAAUACUCUGACCACCAGCAAAGUAUAGUCUAUUCUACCAGGAGCUCUAAUAAUAACACAACGUGGGGUCACCUCAGUGAUGUCCACUAUUAACCUACCACUACCCGGGUACCACAGUCGUAAAACUAGUUAUAUAAUACGGAGGGUUCAACAGAGACGGUCCGAACAUAUUGUCCCCAAUAUUUCUACAUGCGAAGACGCAAACCCUACUGCAGGCAAAUGUGUAGGCUAGGCUACGUAGCUACGUUACGCAUAAAGGCAUCUCCAUGACAUAGCACUUUGUCAACGUGUUUGAAUUAAACCCAGGAAAUUUAACAUCCGGGAUAUGAAACACGAGCAAAGACGUGGAAUGUUAGACAUUUUUUUCUUGGGCGCCGUAAUGAUGGAGUAAAAAGCACCAUGAUUGGUGGAUGCAAGCAAGAAGAAAUAUAAAACCACCGGAGAGCUGUAGCAUACGGACCAGAAAUACGAUAAAUGCGGAUAAAUCAGCGUUGCCUUACAACUAAAACGACGAACACACGAUGAUUAAAAGACUCCUUUUCACAGACAGCCAUCGUAUACAAGAUGCAGCCGAAUUCUAGAAAAAAAUGAAAAUACAAAAGAAGGACAAGCAGAUGUCCAGUACCCACUUAAUAAAGCACACUCCAGCUUCUGCAGCCUCUACUGCCACUGACCAAAACGCACAAAUCACGUUUCCCAUAGGCCCACUGGGAAAGGAGCAUAUCCGGGUUCUUGGUGGGCAGACCAAUCACUGCAUGGCCCACACAAAACACUCUGGGGCACACGGGGGGCCGGGAACAGGCAGCCUCAACCCAUGUCCGCCGGCAUCGCCUGGCAACAGCGAGGAGGACGACGGAGGGGGUGGCACCCGGGUGAAGAAGAAACGAAAGAAAAAAGACAAGAGGGACUCGGGCACGUGGAAAAAGCCGGAACGAGAACGAGAGAGCGAAUCCAAACCAAAGAAAAAAAAGGAGUUGAAAGAACUGAAGGAGAUAUUACCACGGAAGUCAAAAGCGCCCAAGGAACUCAAGGAGGUCAAGGAGUCCAAGAAGUUCAAGGAGCUGAAGUCACCAAAGGAGCCUAGAAAGGGCAGAAAGGGUCGGGAAGCCAAGCCCAAGCCCAAGCCCAAGCCCGCUGUAGACUGCAAGGCCACAUUGUCUCCUCCCAGACAGAGAGGCAGAAAGCCCAAAGAGCAGGGUGUGGUCCCGCCAGAAAAGAAGAAAAAGGGAAAGCGGAAAAGCGAGGCCCAGCAGGAGGCGCUAGAGAGCGAUGACACGGCCUCCCUCACUGCCGUGGCCUUGGGGGGCGAGGAAAGCAGCGACCCCCUAGACAGCACUAAACGACGCUCAGGGCGUCAGGUGAAGCGCAGGAAGUACAACGAGGACCUGGAUUUCAAGGUUGUGGAUGACGACGGGGAAACCAUCGCUGUGUUGGGCGCAGGCCGCAUGGGAGCCCUGUCUGCCUCCACGCUGGCCUGGCAAGCAGAGGAGCCGCCUGAAGAUGAGGCUAACAUCAUUGAGAAAAUCCUGUCUGUGCGAACUGUCAAGAAGGAGACAGAGCCAGAGGAGCCACCUGAGGAGUAUGAGGAAUUCUAUGUCAAGUACAGAAAUUUCUCUUACCUUCACUGCAAAUGGGCAACUCUGGAGGAACUGGAAAAGGACCCACGCAUCCCCCAAAAAAUCAAGCGCUUCAGGACUAAGCAGGCACAAAUGAAGCACAUAUUCGUUGAACCGGACGAGGAUCAUUUUAAUCCAGACUACAUCGAGGUGGACCGUGUGCUGGAAGUGGCCCACACUACAGACACAGAGACCGGAGAGGAGGUCACACACUAUCUGGUAAAGUGGUGCUCUCUGUCGUAUGAGGAAGCAACCUGGGAGCUCCAAGAGGAUGUUGAUCCUGUAAAGAUCCGUGAGUUUGAGGAGCUCAAGAAACUCCCUGAUAUGAAAUACGUGGAAAGACCUCCGCCUGGUCAAUGGCACAAGCUGAGAACGUCUCGAGACUACAGGAACGGGAACGAGUUGAGAGAGUACCAGCUUGAGGGAAUGAACUGGCUUCUAUUCAACUGGUAUAACAGGAAAAACUGUAUCUUGGCAGACGAGAUGGGCCUGGGGAAGACCAUACAGUCCAUAACAUUCCUCUUUGAGAUCUUCAGCAUGGGCAUUCGUGGCCCAUUUCUCAUCAUCGCCCCGCUCUCCACCAUCACGAACUGGGAGCGCGAGUUCCGCACCUGGACCGCAAUCAACGUGAUCGUCUACCAUGGCAGCCAGAUAAGCCGGCAGAUGAUCCUACAGUAUGAAAUGUACCACAGGGACGAAGAUGGAAACUCGGUAUCUGGCAAUUUUAAGUUCCACGGCGUGAUCACCACAUUUGAGAUGAUUAUGGCGGACUGCCCUGAGCUGAAGAAGAUCCACUGGCGCUGCGUGGUGAUCGACGAAGCUCACCGGCUGAAGAACCGCAACUGCAAACUUCUCGAGGGACUCAAGCUCAUGAACCUGGAACAUAAAGUGCUGUUGACCGGCACACCACUGCAGAACUCUGUUGAGGAACUCUUCAGCCUGCUCAACUUCCUGGAACCACUUCAGUUCCCCUCUGAGACCACCUUCCUGGAGGAGUUUGGAGACCUGAAAACAGAAGAGCAGGUGAAGAAGCUUCAGGCCAUCCUCAAGCCCAUGAUGUUGAGGAGGUUAAAGGACGAUGUAGAGAAGAACCUGGCACCCAAAGAGGAGACCAUCAUCGAGGUGGAGCUGACCAACAUCCAGAAGAAAUACUAUCGUGCCAUUCUUGAGAAGAACUUCACAUUUCUGGCCAAGGGAGCCAACCAGCACAACAUGCCCAACCUCAUCAACACAAUGAUGGAGCUACGCAAGUGCUGCAACCACCCAUACCUCAUCACUGGUGCAGAAGAGAAGAUUCUGGAAAGCUUCAGGAAGUCACACAGCCCAGAUGCCUUAGACUUCCAGCUUCAGGCUAUGAUCCAGGCAUCAGGAAAGCUGGUCCUCAUUGACAAGCUGCUGCCUCGUCUCAUAGCUGGAGGUCACAAAGUGCUGGUCUUCUCCCAGAUGGUGCGCUGCCUAGACAUCCUGGAGGACUACCUCAUCCAGAGGAGGUACACGUAUGAGCGCAUUGAUGGUCGCGUACGGGGAAACCUGCGGCAGGCGGCCAUCGACCGCUUCUGCAAGCCGGACUCGGAUCGCUUCGUGUUCCUCCUCUGCACGCGGGCCGGAGGGCUGGGCAUCAACCUCACGGCUGCAGACACCUGCAUCAUCUUUGACUCAGACUGGAACCCACAGAAUGACCUGCAGGCACAAGCCCGCUGCCACCGGAUUGGCCAGAGCAAAGCGGUGAAGGUCUACCGGCUCAUCACGCGGAACUCGUACGAGCGAGAGAUGUUCGACAAGGCCAGCCUUAAGCUAGGUUUGGAUAAGGCUGUGCUGCAGGACAUCAACCGCAAGGGCAGCGUCAAUGGGGUGCAGCAGCUUUCAAAGUUGGAAGUGGAGGACCUUUUGAGGAAGGGUGCGUAUGGUGCCCUAAUGGACGACGAGGACGAAGGCUCUAAAUUCUGUGAGGAAGACAUCGACCAGAUCCUUCAGCGCCGCACUCAGACCAUCACCAUCGAGACAGAAGGGAAGGGCUCCACUUUUGCUAAGGCCAGCUUUGUAUCUUCUGGAAACAGAACUGACAUUUCUCUGGAUGAUCCAAACUUCUGGCAGAAAUGGGCUAAAAUCGCUGAGCUGGAGAUCGACUCCAAGGAGGAAAAGGAGAGCCUGGUGAUCGAUACGCCACGCGUGCGGAAGCAGACUCGUCAUUACAACUCAUUUGAGGAUGACGAGCUGAUGGAGUUCUCUGAGCUGGACAGCGACUCGGAGGAAAGGCCGUGCCGCACGCGCCGCCUCAACGAAAGGAACCGCCGCUAUCUGCGGGCGGAGUGCUUCCGCGUGGAGAAGAACCUGCUCAUAUUCGGCUGGGGGCGGUGGAAGGACAUUCUCACCCAUGGCCGUUUCAAGUGGCACUUGGCUGAGAGGGACAUGGAGGUGAUGUGCCGAGCACUGCUAGUCUACUGUGUGCGCCACUACAAAGGAGACGAUAAAAUCAAGAGCUUCAUCUGGGACCUCAUCACCCCAACUAAAGAUGGGCAAAAUGAGGCCCUACAGAACCACUCUGGUCUGUCGGCACCCGUACCCCGCGGUCGUAAGGGCAAGAAGCUGAAGAACCAGCUGUGUCUGCCUGAGCUGAACAAUGCGGACUGGCUGGUCCACUGCAAUCCGGAGGUGGUACUGCAGGACGACAGCUACAAAAAGCACCUCAAGCAGCACUGCAACAAGGUACUUUUGAGGGUACGCAUGCUGUACUAUUUGAAGGCAGAGGUGCUGGGGGAAGCUGCAGCUCAGGCCCUGGAAGGCGUUCCAGCCAGUAAACUGGAGGUAGCUCUGCCUGACAUUGACUACAUUGAGAUUCCUGCUGGCUGGUGGGAUGCGGAAGCGGACAAAUCCCUCCUCAUCGGUGUCCACAAGCACGGGUACGAGCGAUACAAUGCCAUGCGGGCCGACCUCGACCUGUGUUUCUUGGAGCGGGUGGGCAUGCCUGAUGUCAUGGCCCUUUCUGCAGAGCAGUCAGGAACAGAGGCCCCAGCUGAUGCCAAUGACAGUGCGGGUAAGAGUGAAGAUGUGAAGGAGGAGACUGAAAGCAAGACGGAGGGGGGAGAAGAUAAGGAGGAUGGCAAAGAUGACAACAGUUCUGUUACAGACACUUCAGAGAAACAAGAGAAUGCCAUUUCAAGUGAAUCGGUGCACGAGAACUCUGAGCAGGGCAGGCUUCUCUGGCCAGCAGGUUCUGCUCUGACGGCUCGACUUCGGCGGCUCAUCACCGCCUACCAGCGUUACAACCGCCGCGAGCCCCUGCGCCACGACUAUCUAAUGCUGGAUGGAAACAGCCACGUGUCCUGGCAAAUGGGAGAGGACUUGCGGAGAUGCACUGUUGAACCAGACCCACUGUUCUUGGAAUGGCAGAGGAGGUGGACACGUCGAGAGCAGGCAGAUUUCUAUCGGACAGUUUCAUCCUUUGGUGUUAUGUUUGACCCAGAGAAGAAAGCCUUUGACUGGACUCAGUUCCGCUGUCUUGCUCGACUGGAAAGAAAAACGGAUGAGAGUUUAGAGAGAUAUUUCUACAGCUUUGUGUCCAUGUGUCGCACUGCCUGCAGGCUGCCCCCAAGGAAGGACGAAGGCCCAAUUGACCACGCGCUGUUUGUGGAACCAAUCACUGAAGAGCGAGCCGCCCGCACGCUCUACCGCAUCGAGCUGCUGCGGAAGAUUCGGGAGCAAGUGCUUCGCCACCCGCUGCUGGGACAGAGACUUCAGCUGUGUCAGCCCAGUCUCUACCUGCCCGUGUGGUGGGAGUGUGGGAAACACGACCGGGACCUCCUGAUUGGUGCCGCCAAGCAUGGUUUGAGUCGCACUGACUAUUACAUCCUCAAUGAUCCCCAGCUCUCCUUCCUGGAAGCUCACCGCAACUAUGUGCGGAAAGAGAACCAUGGCUACUCCGUGCCAACCACCAUGGCUGGCAUGACCCAUCGCCACUGCUGCCUUUAUGACGCCGGACUCAGCCACUGCCACUCUCCGCAGCCUCCAGAAUACCACACUGCGCCAUCUCACCAUGCCCACGUGCACCCUCACCCACACAUCCAUGCACCUGUGCACCACGUGCCUGAGGUGGUGGCUGGAGACCCAGCUGGCUCCUUGGCACUGAGUGGCGGAGGCGCCAGAGAGGGUUUCCUGGAUUGCCCUCCGCUUGAGGAUUCCCUGGAUUUGGCGUCGCUGCAGCAUGAUGGACUCUCUGCUGACUCCCUCCACGGGAAGCCCAGCAAAGAGGCUUUCAACGGAUUUCCCUUCAACUCGGCUUCAGGAGGGCAAAGCAUGCUCAACUCCUACGGGGUGCAGGGCGAGCUGAGCGGGACUCAGGGGGACAUUGCGGACACCAUUGCGGGGAAGCUGCGCAGUGACGUGCUGGUGGGUGAACAGGGCUCAUCCGAGGAGACGGGGCUGAUGGCGCCCUCUGUAGAGCUGGACGAACUGCAAACGCCAUGGGAGAGCUCAGACCAUGCCGCUGCUGCUCACAUGUUCAACGAGGCCGACCCAAUCUUGGGUGCGCCUGCGCUAGGGUCGGAGUUCCUGGACUCAGCAGAUACACCUGGAGAUGGCCAGGUGGACACAGCCUUGAAUGACUGUUUGAGCAUGCCCAGUUCGGACUCGCAGAGCAACCCGGUCGAUCCUUUGCCGUCCAGCUUCAUGUUGUUUAAGGAGCUGAGCGAAGCUGAGCCCUCGGUUGACCAGGCUGACCUAUCUGCCAGCCCCCCACCAGAGUACGCUCCAACUCCUCUCUCAUUGGGCGACAUGAGCCUCUCCCACACAGGUCCCACUGAGGAUCCAGAAGAGAAGCUGAGUGACUCCGACGUCACCCACAGCGCUCCCAGCCCAGUGGACGUGGCCGGGAGCGUCACCUUUGAGUUCGACAAGGAGGAGCUGUCACAGGAUAGUCACAGCCUGGCAGGGGCCACUCAGGGGCCCGACGAGGCAUCUUUAGGUCCGUCUGAAAGCCCUCCAGAAGAAGCCCUGGGGGAGCCCAGUACGACACCCCAAAAUGAGGCAAGCACCCCAGAGCAUACUGAGGAGAACCUCGGAGAGCCUUGUGAGGAGCCAAUGGAGGAGUCCAUGCUGGGGGCGCUUGCAGACGUGCCACCAAUAGAGCCAACUGAAAGUCAACUGGAGGAGCCUGGAGAGGAGACCCUACAGGUGCCCCCUGAGGAUCUCCCAGAGGAGGAACCCUUUGAGACGCCCUCAAAGUCAUCCAGCGAAGUGCACUCAGAGGCACCCAGCGAAGGGCCCUCAGAGCCUGGGGGUGGGAGCAGUCUCAGUGACCCAACCCUCUCUUCAGUAGGCCCCUCACCCCCACCUCCCUGUGCCUUGCCCUCCCUGCCCUCCCCCUCGCCAGAGCCCAGCUCAGCAGUUGACAUUAAGCAGGAGCUGCUGCUGGAGCCAACCACUGCAGAGAUCAAGCCUGAUCCCGAUGCCCUUGAGCCAGACAGCACUACACUCACACCCAGGCUAGAACAGACUGAGAUGCUGGAAGCAAAGGAAGAGAUAAAACAGGAGAGAGUGAAAACCCCAGCUCUGAUGGUGGACAGCUAUGUGGAGGCCCCACGAUACACUCCCCAAAUGUCAAUCUGCGAAAUGCCUGACGGCCUCCAUGAUAUCCGGGAGCCCACCAUUGCCCAGCUCCUCCAGGAGAAAGCCCUCUAUUCAUUCUCUGGGUGGCCCAAGGACAGGGUGAUAAUUAAUCGUCUUGACAGUAUCUGCCAUGCCAUUCUGAAAGGGAAAUGGCCUUCAUCCAGCCAGUAUGAGUCGCACAGCACUCUGGCAAACACCUGUGUGCCCAACAGUGCCCACCAGCGUGCUGGCUUCAUGCCAGCCCGGGUACAGCCUGCCCAGAGCCUUAACUUCAACAUGCCAGCGCCUGUCUCCCGUAUGCCCAAGGAGAGGAUGAUAGCCCCUCCCUUCUUGUCCGACCUCAAGCAACCUGGAGUAAGGCCGCGGUUUGAAUUUGAGGCAGAGGUGCUCAGCAAGCCCUGCCACUCUGGAGAGAAAAUCCAGGUGGGCAUUCCACACCGGGGUGGACAGCUACUGAUGAAUGGCUGGCAGGAAGCUGCGAUGGAUCUCUCCAAACCCCCUGGGGAGCUCAGUAUCGGUGGGGAGACGGGCUCUCGUGACAUGGGUCACAUGACCCAUACAGUCCACAACCCUCCUCCUCCACAACAUAAGCUGCCCUCUUUGGGCUCCAUGCAAGGUUCUUUGGGUCUGGACAUGGCUGGCAUUCUGCAGGCCGGCCUUAUCCACCCUGUUACUGGGCAAAUUGUCAAUGGCAGCAUUCGCCGUGACGACUUCAUGAGGCGGAGGAGAGGCCGCAGGAGAAACGUGGACGGGCCAGACAUCAGCUUCAUGCGGAGCCAUGGACUGAAUGUGUCGGAACAGCAGCCAAGACCAGAUAGCAUCAGCCACUCAGCAGUGUCAUCUACUACCACCACCCAGUCAGACCGUUCCCCUGCAGGAUCCGGGUCUCUUGGCCCUAUAGGUCAACCUGGCCCUUCUAGCUCUCUUGGGCCGCCACCGCCACCACCGGAGAGCCUGGGGAUUGACAGAGAAGCAGCCAAUAAGGGUCUGAUGGAGUGGCUGAGACAAAACCCCAACUACAUGGAGGUCUCCCCAUUUGCCUCUUCCCCAAAUGCAGCCAUCUUGCACAGUUUUGUUGAGCGUCCAAAGCAGAGGAGGCACCGCUGCAAAGACCCUACCAAGCUGGAUGUGAACUCCAUGACCGGAGAAGAGCGUGUGCCUGUGGUGCACAGGAACACAGGGCGCAGGCUGGGUGGUGCUAUGGCUCCAGCUAUAAAGGAGCUGUCUCGAUGGCUGGAUGCCAACUCUGAAUAUUGUGUGGCUCCAGACUGGGCUGAAGUGGUGAAACAUUCGGGAUUCCUGCCGGAGGUCAAGUUCACCCGUAUCCUGACCGAGCCCGUUAGCCGUGACCCUGGGCCUCGCCGGAGGGGUCGGCGGCCUCGCAGUGAGAUGGUCAAAGCUGGACCCAUCCUCCCGGAGUCUCCUUCGAACAUGGGGCCCCUGUUUAUGAACGGUGGGCUGAUCGGGAGCAUGGACUUGGUCAGUCUGCAGAACCUGCGGAACGUUCAAGGCAUCCCCCUUACGGGCUUGAUGGGAUUCCCACACGGCUUUGCAGCCGUCUCAGCAGGCGCUGGAGAAGAUGCUAAGAACGGUAUAAGCAUGCUUCCCAUGAUGCUCCAUGGCAUGCAGCCGCCCAUGUUCAGCGUGAGUGGCCUCAUGAGCCAGCCCUCUUCCUCCUCGCCCUCGUCCUCCUCACCCACCCCAACCCAGUCCACCUCGGCAGGCUCCACGGUGGUCACCUCCUCCUCAGCAGCUCCCAGCCCUGUGGCUGAGAGCUGCAGCUCCACCACACCCUCAGGCUUGGAGAAGCGCAAGGACGACAAAGCUGUUGAAGGGAGGCCCGCCGGGCUGGCCGGAGGGCACGUGCCUGCGACCGUCAGCAGCACCACCAGCGUCUCUGGCAGCAUCAGCAGCACUGGCAGCCACUUGACCUUCAACCCAUUUCUAAUCCCAGGGAUGUCCCACGGACUGCUGUACCCACACAUGUUCCUGCCCCACGGGGGCAUAAUGGCACUGCCGGGGCUGCCUGCUGCCGACAGCUCCGGCAGCCCGAAGAGGAAGAGGAAGAAAGUGAGAGAGGACGGCGUUCCGGAGGGCGGGAAUGCCGGAAGCCCUCAGAUGGACAGCAUGCCUGCCAGAGGGCCCAGUGACGUUCCGCAAUCUCGGGCGGAUGUGGACAAUGACGCCCCAGCUGAGGAGGGGCUGCAAAACCAGGAGACAGACACAAACAGCAAGGGUCAGGACCACAGCGUGAGUCCUCCCCCUGAGCUUCCCGCAGAGAGCGGCAGCAAACAGGAGAGACAAACGGAGGAAAAGCAGGAGCAGGAUGAGGAAGGGAAGGAUGAAAGACUGCCUGAUAGCGAAAGGCAGGAGGAUGAACCCAGAGAGGAGUCGCAGUAGGAACCAUCGCCACCGCCGUCCCCUCUACUGUGCAGCGGAGUUCAGUUUGUGAUGUGUCCGUCAGUUUCCAUGUAAAGACUUAAGUUAUCCACCUAUUAAUGUUUAUAGAACUCCUGUCCCUAUUGAACGUAUGUGCUCUCUGACACACUCUCCCCUCGGAAAGCAAAUUAGGUAAAGAUGGACACUUCUGCAUGCAAGUGUACACAGGUGUCAUAGCAGCAACAACAGAAGUGGAUCAAAAGUCGCAGUCAUUCUCACCAUGUCCAUGGCAUCGUGAGUGGUGCCUGGAGUCACCCGGUCUAUUGGAGUUGUAUGUGUAAGGCAGAGGGGCAAUCAAGUCAUAGUGGUAUGAUAUAGUGCAGCAUGGUUACGUGAGGUGCAGAAUGCGCCACGGGAGUGCUGUAAAGGGACCAGAGGUUGUGACUGUGUUGAUGGUGUUACAGGGUUUUAGAUAAAGUUCCACUCUUAUUUGUUUCUCCCACGAGGGUCUUACGCAUGUGGACGUGUAGACGAGGAAGCCUUGUGCAAUGUCAUUAGCCCUUGUUGACUUUGACUCAGUGGAUUCUGCUGUCAGACCCGAUUUUCUCAUGUUGCUGCUAUGUAACAUUAUACGUUUUAAUGGAAUAUAUAAGAGCCAACAUUUUAAUGUCUACCGAGAGUUACAGGUAAUACUGAUUUAACAUAUGGGUAACAGUGAGUACAUAAGAAAAACUGCGUUAAAAUCAAUGGCAAAGAACAAUCCAGAUUUGGACUUUUUGAAAUUGUGUAUCAUGUACUUCAUAGGAUACAGGCAGCAGCAACAACAAAAUGAUUUGGUUUUCAAAAGUUACUUUGAAAAAUGUCCUUUUAUCCCCAGCCACAUGUGUAACUUUGUGACGGUAGUUGGCAGAUGAGAUGUGUCCAGAACAGGGCUCAACACUAGUGCCAUAGCAGACCCUCACAGGGGGCAGAGAGAGAGAGAGAGAGAGAGAAAGAGAGAGAGAGAGAAAGAGAGGGUGCCACCACAUUGAAGUGUUUAAGGUCACAGAGAGGACCAUUGACAAGCAAGGAAAGCGUUCUCGUGUGGAAAACAAAAGAAAAGAACAGGCAACAAAUCAACAAAAAAAAAAUCUGUCCCCACCGGUGUGUCCAAAGCAAAGUCCGAAGGCUUGACUGGACUGUUGGAAAGGCCCACUCUUUUACCGCUGUAGAAUUGGUCUUGUCUCUUUUCCCUCUGAUGCAUUUUCAGAUCCUGUAGAAUAGGUCAUGCUAAGACUUUUUAAAAGAAAAUGUAAAUCUGUUUAGCUGUAUAUUGCUGUUACUUUUGUUUACAAAGCACACCACAUUUUUUGUUUUCUCCACUAUGUUGCAACAUAUUGGGGAAAUGGCAAACUCUACCAGUGUUUCCUGUAUUUAACAUAACUGUACAUUAGAUGGAUACAAAGGUAGUUUUUUUUUUCUUCCCAAAAUUUCACAACAGGGUCUCUUUUUGGGUGUACUUUAUAGACUUGGCUUUUCGGCCGAAUAACUCUUUGAGUUCACUUUUUUCUUUCAGUUUUCAAACAUGAGAACAUUUUUGCACAGUCUUUUUGGUGAAUGUUUACCUGUAACUGUAUUCCUGUACUCUGUCUUGCAUUUGUUUUCUUUCGGUGAGUGUAUGUGUGGAUGCAUGCGCACGCUUGCACAUAACAUGGCCCAUCAUGGACAUUUUGUUGUAGACCUGUAUUUAUAUCUCGUCUUGCCCUAACCCACCUUUAUUGUUCUAAGAAUUGUUGUUGCCUUGUCACAAUUCGUGACUCCAUAAUUUAUUUUUGGUUAAGUUUUUUUUUUUUUUUUUUUUUUAAUCUUUUGCUUUGCCAAACUUUCACCAAAUAUGGCAUCAUUUCAUUUAUCUUACUCAGUUAUGUUAAAUAUACAAUGCCUUAUUUAGUUAGCAUUUUAUAUAUGGAUGUUUGUUACAUCUCCAUGUUGGGAAGUAUAUAUCAAAGUAUUUUGUGUAGGGCUUGAUCGUUUGAAACCGAAAGCAUCCACAGCCAUUCCCGUUUAACAUUAGUGGGCUUAGUUGAAUGAGUAGGUGCCUCUGAGCAGCACAGUCAGCUCCUGAUCCUCAUUUAAAAUGAGGCAUAUUUCCGGACUUGUCAAACUCAAAUUGGGAUGGAUACAUCUUACUCCUACAAUAAUGUAGAGGAGAGCAGAAAAUCUACAAUUCACAAAUCACAGCAAUUUAAAGCACAAUUGGAAAACAAGUUGGAUACAAGAGACAGAUCGCUCAUACUUUCUUUGUUGAGAGGUCCUGCCCCAUAUUUUGUGUGUGAAUAUGAUUAUCGUGUCAGAUUUAUGUAGGUAAGUCAUCAUCAUCAUCCACUGCUAACGUUUAACAUGAUUCCUGUUGUUAAUUGUCUCUCAGCCUGUGAUCAGAUUGUAGUGUCAUUGUAUGGGUGUUUUGAGUCGUGCAGGAUUUAAUUUGAUCACGUUGGAGUAAAUAUGGUGUUUGUUCCGAUAAGCUUUUCACAUGACACAUCACUUUGGGGGUCUUCUGUUACAUUAUGGAUGCAGUGUGAGUACAGCUAAAGAAAACAAAGUUUCUGUUCAAAAACUCAUGAUUUAGCUGUCCGAUUCAAUUUGAAAUUUUCCUCAACUAACGUAGACUUACCAUAUGGAAAAAUGGACCACCAAAAUUAAAUUUUAAGUAUUAUAAACAGAAGUGAUGUUUUCACUCCAACCCAUCCUUACUCUCAAAAGCCUGUUGUGUUGAAGUUGAAACUUGAAUCAACUAAAAUGUGCAGUAUGUGAGUACAGUUGAAAACUUCAUAUUUAUUCAUGUUGUAAAAGCACUCUUCAUGUUUCGCUCCUCUGCAAGUGUUCAGUAAUUUAUCAGAAUGCAAGACUGAUUUUCAAAUUAUUUUAUAUUAUUUCAGAUAUAUUUAUUUUACACCACUGUCUGACCAGUUUGCUUUAUCUACCUGUAUUCGAACUUACUGUAUGGUUAAGGGUUGCCGUUUUCACAGAUUUGCCCUCAUCACAUGCGGUGCAGUACUGUUUUCCCCACAGUGAAUGUUUAUGAUGACGUUUCUUUUGUUGGUAUGCCUUCAACUGGAGCAGAACUAGUCUCAAAUGUGUUGAAAACAGACAUGCCUCAGAAUAGUGGUGUUACCCUCUAAGGACAUUACUGGCUGUAACUUUAUAAAUGUCUGUCCUCAAUGUUUCGCCUAUGCCUAGUCAGGCUAAGUUUUGCACAGAUAUACUCAUGUUUCUAAUCAGUAGAUAUUGGUAAAAUCAUAGAAUUUUUAUUUCAUUCUGGAUUUUCAGGUCCAAGGCAUUUAAUGGGAAAACAUGUAAUCUUCCACUCACUGAAUUCGGUACACUAAACUACUCUUUGGGAAAUAAAGUUAAAGAUGGUGGGAGAAAUGAAUUUGGAGAAACAACUUCUAAUAGCUCCAUCCAAAAUAUGUGGCUAAGUCAAGUUGCAGUGUUAUGUCUCAUAGUCCAGUAUUGUUGGACUGCGAGCUCAAUAAAGCAAACUGAUUUUCUCUUUUCUGUGAGAGAAAAUGCUAUUGUUUUGUGUUUUAAAGCACUUCAUAUGUGCAAUAGUGUGUGUGAUUCAAGAGGAUUGGAUCAAUCACUAUGAUCGUGAGGCUAAAUUUUACACUCCAAUCCUGUGGUCAUGCACCAUUUGCUGGGCUGCAUAUACAAUUACUAUGGAAUAUUUGCACGCAUUGGGAAAGAUGCAGGGCUCUCCUCUUAGGUGUUCUGCUGUGUUUGUCCUUGCAUGCCCGGACUUGCUGGUAUUGGCCUCGGCAACCACCCUUAACAAAACACACUCCCAUUUCAGGAUGGCAUAAUGUUCAGAUUGGGUGUCUGUAUGCAUGCUUAACAGUUCUGUUCUUCAGCUGCUUGCAUUUAGGACAGUAGUUUGCAGCUCAUUCGGCAACUGAAAGGCCAGUGUUCACUAAGUGGAUGUACUGUACGCUCUUAGUUUCAUCGAACCAAGUGCACUGUAUUAUGGGACAUGCUAAAAAAGAAAAGAAAAAGAAAAUGAAAAAAGUACUCUGAAAACAGCAACAUUUGAGAGAUGUGGGUUUUUGUUUUGUUUUUAAUUUUUAAUUUUUCUUUAACUAGCUCCUGUAUUCCCAUGUGGACCAAUCACAUAAUUCAAAACAUGGUAUGUGAUCUUUUAUUGUGCAAUAAAAGAUGACUUUCAACUUUGAA
Molecule: messenger RNA, 14043 nt
Organism: Clupea harengus (Atlantic herring)
Lineage: Eukaryota; Metazoa; Chordata; Actinopteri; Clupeiformes; Clupeidae
Gene: chd6
Product: chromodomain helicase DNA binding protein 6
Molecular function (GO): protein binding; ATP binding
Source: RefSeq, a predicted model, not a curated record